Messenger RNA from Danaus chrysippus (African queen), 1002 nucleotides. Lineage: Eukaryota; Metazoa; Arthropoda; Insecta; Lepidoptera; Nymphalidae. The record is from the annotation of a GenBank genome assembly.
AUGUCCUUUUACAGAUCGAGUAUGGAGUUGAGGACGGCGCUAGUGCUGCUCUCGUUGCUGUUUUAUGUGGACGGAUAUUCGAAGUAUGGACGUACGUGCAAGGACAUAGGUUGUCUGAACAGCGAAGUAUGUGUCCUGGCCGAAGAUCCUUGCAGCUUUGGUCACACCUCUGGCUGUGGGACCUACCCUACCUGCAAAAAGAAGUCGCAAGUCGAAGGAUCACAUUCGGAACCAGCUAAGCCGUCGGUACCAAAUCCGGUUCCACAAACACCGUCGAGAGACUCUGACUCGGCGCCACAUUAUCCUCCACCAGCCCCGCCUUCUAAUGGACAUAAUUCUCCAUACGGCGGUAGUUCCAACGGUGGUAGUUCUCCCUAUGGUGGCAACUCCCCAUACGGAGGCAGUUCAAAUGGAGGAUCUUCGCCAUAUGGCAAUAGGUCACCUUACGGGAGCAAUACGAACGAUGGCGGUUCGCCUUAUGGUGGUAAUUCUCCUUACGGCGGGAAUAACCCAUAUGGAGGCAGUUCGAACGGAGGCUCCUCUCCUUAUGGGGGUGGGUCUCCUUAUGGAGGCAACUCUCCUUACGGAGGUUCAUCCAACAGAGGUGGAAACCCCUACGGAGGCAGCUCCAACCCCGGCUUUGGAAGUUCAGGAGGAAAAAGCCCAUUGGACAAUAUCUUCAACACACUGAAUAAUUUCGCAAACGGAGGAGGCAGUGGAGCUGGCGGUGGUUCAGGAACGGGACUAUCGAACAUAUUCGGAAACAUUCUCGGUAACUUAUCAAAAAGCGGAGGUUUGAAUGGAUUGUUCAACACUCGACCCAUAAUGGAGAAUCCGGGCUACCAAUCAUAUAGUUCGAAUUCUCACGCUAAUCCCCAAAAUUAUCCAUCAGGGAACACGGCCCAUCAGCCCAACCAGAAUAGGAAAUAUGAGCACAGUUACGCUUCACACAACGGAGCCAGUACCAGAAAGCCGAUAUCUUACGGCUGGAACGUUAGGUAA